Lichtheimia ornata is the source of this 2595-nucleotide messenger RNA. RefSeq lists its product as uncharacterized. The record is from RefSeq and is a predicted model, not a curated record. Lineage: Eukaryota; Fungi; Mucoromycota; Mucoromycetes; Mucorales; Lichtheimiaceae. The transcript has 8 exons. Gene Ontology annotation, molecular function: protein binding. Bases 1 to 2595 code for a protein of 864 amino acids.
AUGUCGCUGUUUUCGAAAUUCACAAAGAACGCACCACCCGAGCGAUCGGCAGCUUAUCCUUGGACACAACGCAAGCUUGGAGGUAGUCAAUCAAGCGUGUUGCCACGAUACGGUCAUGCUGCAGCAGCGGCAGGGUCAGCAGAUGCUAUGGUACUUUUUGGCGGCACCCACAUGAAAUCUAAAAAGGAUCUGUUCCUGAUCGACACCAACAAUAUGACAGCAACAGCGAUAAAUGCAACAGGUGAUAUACCAAGUCCUAGGAUGAACCCUGUGCUGGCUCCUCUUGGAAAUGCUUGCGUUUUACUCUAUGGUGGUGAACCAGCUUCUCCUGAUGAAAAGUGGGAUCCAAACUUUUAUACCCUAAACUUAGUAACACGCAUGUGGGGUCGUGUCCAAACUAAGGAUGGUCGUCUUCCAGUGGAGCGAUCAGGUCAUUCAGUGGCUCUCGAUGGUAAUAACGAUAUCGUGUAUUUCUGGGGUGGACAACGCGCAGGCCGUUAUCUUAAUGAUCUUUUUGCAUUUAACGCAAGCACACACCAAUGGGAUUACAUCCCUUCAAACAACGAUGGACCUGCUGGUAGAUCAGGUCAUGUUUCUUGUGUCUUUGAAAACACCUUGUACAUUUUUGGUGGCACUGAUGGCGAUCAUUUAUACAACGAUGUAUGGGCGUUUGAUCUUCAACAACGAUUCUGGAGACAAGUUGCUGCUGUUGGAUACAUCCCCGUUCCUCGUGAAGGCUGUGCCUCUUCCAUGGUAGGCGAUGUCAUGUACGUGUUUGGUGGUCGUGGACCCGAUGGUCAAGAAUUGGGUGAUCUCUGUGCAUUCAAAGUGAGAGGUCAACGAUGGUUCAUGUUCCAAAACAUGGGACCUGCACCUUCACCGCGAUUUGGAUCAACAUUCGCAGCUGUUGGUGACAAAAUUAUUGCGAUGGGUGGUGAAAGCACCAGUGGCAAAUCGGAUGAAAACCCCUAUGCCGUUCACGUGUUAGAUUGCACGAAAAUCCGGUAUCCACCAGAACCCCAGCAACAGCAACAACACCAAGAACCAUCCCUACCAUCACCAGCACCAUCCACUGAGUCUGAUAUGGCAAGAUCUUUACCAUCAUCACGUGGAGAUCACUCAACAAUGGAUUCAUCCAAUGCUAUGAUGACACCCCGCUCAAACAAUGCAUCACCAGCCAACAAUCGCCCACGUUCUCAAUAUCCAGAAGGGCAAGCACCUCCACAAGCUCCUCCUCCACAAAGACCACCUCGACAUACGUCAAUGAUGCCUUCAGCAGCUAUGCAGCGAGCACAACACACAGCAUCGCCUUUACAGAAUAUGGAAACGAAUACCAAUAAUACAGAUCCCAUACCACGUCAAGCAACCAUGUCACCGACUAAUGGCCAUACCAAUCAAUCAAGGUCUGCAAGUCCAGCAGCACAUCAACAGCAACAUGUACCACCACCACCACAGCGUCCUCCACGACCCUCACGUGAAGGUGUAUCACUUACCAAGACACUACGCAAAGACACUGUAUCCAUGUAUCCCGAUGCUUCAACAGGUGUGAUGGAUAUGGCAGUACCUACCACUACCGAUCAAGAUGAAAUGGAUGUGUUGAUGCGUGACAUACGUGCACAAGAUGCUGUGAUCAGUGCUAUGAAAAAGAAAGAGUCAUGGUGGCGUACAGAAGUUUCGAUUGCUCGAAGGAUGCGACUUGCCGAAGCUGAACCUAACGACGCUGAAGCUGAUGAACAAAUGCUGAUGGAUAUGAAUGAUCAGUUAACGGAUGCUGCAAAGUUGCAAUUGUAUGAACAACUCGUAUCAUUGAAAGCUGAGCUUCGAAGAGUGCAAUCUAACAUUGGUGGUCCAUCAUCUCAUCAAGCCAUGUCGGAGCGGAUUCAUCAGGUGGAUCGUAUUCGCACAGCAGCAUUGCAGGAAGCUGCCUAUUGGAAAUCCAAGUAUAUGGCUCGUGCCAAGUAUAUGAAAGAAGAGCAGCAACAACAAGAUGAAGACGAGGAAGAUGUGCUCAAGGUGCUUGAACAUAAACUAGCUUCGACGUUGAUGGAAAAUGAGCAGCAGCAACGAUUAUUACAACACCUUAACAAGCAAGCCCAACAUGAUCACGAGGCAUCAGCAUCUGCUCAAGAACGUGCCAAGGAAGCACAUGAGCGUGCUGAAGAGGCACGACAUGCACAUGAACGUGCGAUACGUGAACUUGAAUUAUUACAACGCCGUGCAGAGCAAGCUGAAUUACGUGUGGAGGAAAACAAUAUCAAGUUGAAUGAUCUUUCACGGCAACUUGAAGAAUCAAAGACGGCUGCCAACAAGAAUCAACACUUGACACUAGCCCAGGAAAAGAUUAUGCAUCUUACAGAAGCCAAUACCAAGGUCCAAAAUGAAGCAUGCACCCUUACACAAGAACUCGAUACCUACACUGAGGAUAUUGAACAUUUGCGAGCAGCCCUCCAAGAACGAGAAGAAGCUUUAACAGCUGCCACUCGCGAAGUUGCUGCCACCAAUGAUAAACUCGCUCGCAUGAAAGAAGCCGUUGCUGCUGAACGCACGACACCCACACCCACAUCAUCAUCAGCUACUACUACCCGAGCAUUCUAG